Messenger RNA from Psylliodes chrysocephalus, 2438 nucleotides. The record is from the annotation of a GenBank genome assembly. NCBI's taxonomy places the organism in Eukaryota, Metazoa, Arthropoda, Insecta, Coleoptera, Chrysomelidae.
GACCAGUUGAAAGUUCCAAAAUAACAUCCACUCCAGGGAUACAAAUUCAGGAUACGCAGAAGACCGCUGUUUUAUUAAAGGCGGUUGUCAUAUAUUGUAUUAUCCGAGUUGCACAGUGUAUAAACUGAAACAUUGAGAUCAAAAGUGCCGACGCAGAGUGAGCGAUCUGAUUCUUUAGCUGUAAACUUAAUCAAAGUAUGUGACCCCACUCCAGUUCAUUGCCGAUUUAUCAAGCAGAACGGUUAGUUUUGGACCGAGUAACCGAUAUUUUGGUUAAUAACGGACCAAUGACCAAGACCAUACCCCAAGUGUAAUAAAAAAAGAAGACUGACAUGACAUCUGCCAAAAACAAAAAUUCCCGCUAAUGCUAGUUUUGUUAUAUUUUUUAUCCAAAAAGUAAUAUUUGUAAUCGUAAUAAAUAUGUCUCAAUUAAGUGAACGUUCCGCCGAUGCAAGUUCAGAACGAAAUGAAGAAGACAUUUUUAACAUACUGAUAGCUACGGAUAUUCACUUGGGUUACGCCGAAGACGAUCCGGUCAGAGGACCCGAUACGUUUGAAACCCUAGAAGAAAUACUUCAAAUAGCAGCUACUGAACAAGUAGAUUUCGUUCUUCUAGGUGGAGAUCUAUUCCAUGAUGCACAACCUAGUCCUUAUUGUAUUUUCAAGUGUAUGGAGCUUUUCAAGAAAUACUGUUUGGGCGACAGACCUGUGACUAUAGAAUUUUUAUCCGAUCCUGCUCAAAAUUUUAGCCAAUCUGAAAACCCUACUGUAAACUAUGAAGAUCCUAAUUUAAACAUAGAGUUACCAGUGUUUUCAAUUCACGGAAAUCAUGACGAUCCUACAGGCCAAAAAUAUACAUCCUCCUUAGAUUUAUUGGCGACUUCUGGCCUUGUUAAUUAUUUCGGUAAAUGGUCCAAUUUUGAUCAUAUAGAAAUUUCACCAAUACUUUUAAAAAAAGGGAAUUCCAAAUUGGCUUUAUAUGGAUUAUCUCACAUUCGUGAUGAAAGGUUAGGUCGAUUAUUUUUAGAUGACAAAGUGAAGAUGUUAUCUCCAGGAAAUGCAGAUGAUUGGUUUCAUUUACUAGUGUGGCAUCAAAAUAGGGCUAGUAGAGGUUCAAAAAAUUUUAUUCCUGAUCACACUCUACCAGAAUUUUUGGAUUUAGUUAUUUGGGGACAUGAACAUGAUUGCAGAAUUGUGGCUGAAAGAAAACCAAAUGGGGUGCAUAUAAGUCAACCUGGCAGCUCCGUUGCAACAUCAUUGAUAGGAGGAGAAGCAGAACCUAAACAUGUUGGGAUACUAAAAAUUCAUAAAAAAGAUUUUAAAAUUGAACCUGUUGAAUUAAAAACUGUUAGACCCUUUGUAUAUAGAGAAAUUAUUUUAAAAGAUGAUACUCCAGAAGAUGAGGAUUAUGAUGAAGAUAGUACUGUUGUAUCUAGUGAAUACAGCAAGCAACUAGUAACUUCCAUAAUUGAAGAAAUGAUAAAGGAAGCUAAGGAAAUGGGCCAUACUCCUAAAGUCAGUGAAAAACCACUUAUAAGAUUAAUAGUGAGAUAUAAAAAUGAAAAACAAGUAUUUAAUACAAUUAGAUUUGGCCAAUCUUAUGUGGGCAAAGUAGCAAAUCCUGAAAAUAUGUUAAAAUUUAGCUGCUUGAAAGAACGAACCCACAAAAAAAAUGCCCAAGGUGUUCUAGAAGUAGAAUUUGAAGGUCCAGUUUUAGCAGAUAGAGUAGAAGAUUUAGUUUCCCAACACUUUACAGAAAAAGACUCUCUUUCAUUUUUUGCCCUUAACUCUCUAAAUGAAGCAGUAAAAAAAUACAUUGAUUCAAAUGAUGUCAAUGCUAUUAGUGAUGUUGCUGAUAAUUUUAUGAAAGAAGCUCUUAAACACUUGGAAAAGGAUUUACCAGAAGUUGAUCAAACUGAGCAGUGUAUUCUGAAUUUUAAAAAUGAUGUAGAAAAAGAUGCUGUUAAUUUUGUCAAUAAUAUUUUAAAUGAUCCUAAGAGACAAAAAGCUAGUAAACAAAGUAAUAAUGAUGAUGAUGAUGAUGUAGUAUCUGUGAUUAUAGAUGAUGAUGAUGAUAGUGAUGAUGAGCCUGCUGCUGGUGUUAAUGGCAGUAUGUUUGAAUUAUUUGGAAAAACGAAAAAACCAUCUCUUCGUGGUACAGGUGCUGGUGGUUCCAGAAGGACACCCAGAGCGCGAGGUCCUAGAAGGGCCGGUAGGGGAAGAGCUGGAAAAUAACUCAACAUUUUAUUAUUUACUAUAUUUUUUUUUGUUGAAUAUUGUUUAGUUUUCUUAGCUUUAAGAUUUGAAUUAAAAAUAUAUUUCUUCUACUUUAAGAAAAAAAUGUUUUUACUCCUAUUUGAAUAUAAGAGUAAUUUUUUUGGAUAUUAGUUGAAUGUAAAACUUGCUAUUAACAUUCCAUUAAUAAAAUAUUAAAACUU